CCUGAACAAAAAAAAAAAAAAUAGGUAUCAAAGUGAAAUAACAGGGAUAGUUUGAGGGACAAACAAGGAUUAAGCCUUUAAGGUACUGUUAGAAUGAAUACUGAUUUCAUUCAUUUUCAGGAAAGCAAUAAGAAAUGGCAGCGCGGACUGUUACUCAAGGUCUCAACGUUUUUUCUAAAUUUUUAUCUGUUAAACUAUGGAACUCGCGGAUAAAGGAGGCUGUAAAUCAAGAAAGUGCCCAAAAAGCCCUUCUUCUCUUUUGCCAAAUGAAGCAAAAAGAUUUGGAACCAAACAACUUAACCUUUCCAUUCGUUGCAAAAGCUUGUGCCAAGCUUUCCGAUCUCAAAUGCUCCCAAUCUGUCCACAGCCAAAUCUUGAAAUCCCCAUUUGGAAACAACAUUUUCAUUCAAACAGCAGUGGCUGAUAUGUACGUAAAAUGUGAUAAAGUGGAUUAUGCAUACAAAGUGUUUGAAAGAAUGCCCGAAAGAGAUUUGGCGGCUUGGAAUGCAAUGCUUCUGGGUUUUGCUCAGUUCGGUUUUCUAGGUGAAGUUUUUUGUCUUCUUGAUGGGAUGAGGUUAGCUGGAAUCCACCCUGAUUCAGUCACUGUUGUGGGACUUAGUCUGGGAGUUUUGAGUGUGAAGAGUUUGGAAUUAGUUAGAGGAAUUCAUGCCUUUGGGAUUCAAAAUGGGGUAGCUGCUAAUGUUACUGUAGCUAACACUUGGAUUUCGGUAUAUGCCAAAUGUGGUGACUUGGCAUCGUCUGAGAAGGUUUUUGAUGAGAUUGAUGUGAAGACUGUCAUCUCCUGGAAUUCCAUGAUUGCUGGAUAUGCAAACUUCGAAAAUUUUCUUGAUGCUUUUGGUUUAUAUCGAAGGAUGUUAGUAGCAGGAAUUAGGCCUGAUGCAAGCUCUAUUGUCAGCUUGAUUUCAUCUUGCGUGCAACCAGAAGCACUAUUUCAAGGAACGCUAAUUCAUUCUCAUGGAAUCAAAUUGGGUUGUGACUUGAACUUAUCUGUAACCAAUACCCUUAUAUCCAUGUAUUCCAAGUGUGGAGAUGUUAAUUCUGCAAGACUCUUAUUUGACUGCAUGUCUGAUAGGACACAUGUUUCGUGGACUGUUAUGAUUAGUGGAUAUGCUGAGAAAGGAAAUAUGGAUGAGGCAAUGUCCUUAUUUUUUUCAAUGGAAAAAGUUGGUGAGACACCUGAUUUGGUUACUAUACUUUCUUUGCUUUCAGGUUGCAGCAAGACAGGGUCCCUUGAGCUUGGAAAAUUAAUUGACAGUUAUGCCAAAUCUAAAGAGUUCAAAGAUAAUAUAAUGGUUUGUAAUGCUCUAAUAGACAUGUAUUCGAAAUGUGGUAGUAUAGUUGAGGCUAAGGAGGUCUUUCAUGCCAUGCGUGAGAAGACUAUUGUUUCUUGGACUACCAUGAUCUCUGGUUGUGCUAUGAAUGGACAAUUUGAAGAAGCUUUGGACCUUUUCCAUCAGAUGAGGAGUUUGGGCUUGAAACCUAACCACAUAACGUUCCUUGUUGUCCUUCAAGCUUGCACUCAUGCAGGCUUUCUUGAUAAAGGAUGGGAGUUCUUCAAUAUGAUGACCAUAGUUUAUGAUAUCAGUCCUGGAUUAGAUCAUUAUUCAUGUAUGGCAGAUCUUCUUGGACGUAAAGGUAAGCUAAAAGAAGCUUUGGAGUUUGUUCUAAAUAUGCCAAUUGAACCAGAUGCUGCCAUACUGAGUGCAUUGCUUAGUGCUUGCAAGGUUCACCAGAACAUUGAGAUUGGUAAGUACGUAGCAAGUCGUUUGCUUGAGAUGGAGCCUCAAGAGGCUGCCCCAUAUGUGGAGAUGGCAAAUAUAUAUGCAUCAACUGGAAAGUGGGAUAGAGUUGCAAUGAUAAGGUUAUUGAUGAAACACAACAAAGUGAGCAAAUCCCCUGGGGAAAGCCUCAUUCAGAUUAAUGGAAAAACACAUAGAUUUACUGUUGAAGAUAGAAGUAACUCUGAAGGUGUGCUUAUAUUUACUUUGUUGGAUGAUUUAGCAUUGCAAUUAAAAGAUGAUGGAUAUCUUCUGCAUUUGGGGUAUAUUCCAGAAUUUGAAUUCAUUUGACU
Messenger RNA from Gossypium raimondii (Peruvian cotton), 2092 nucleotides. RefSeq names its product pentatricopeptide repeat-containing protein At4g19191, mitochondrial. Bases 135 to 2090 code for a protein of 651 amino acids. The record is from RefSeq and is a predicted model, not a curated record. Gene Ontology annotation, biological process: RNA modification. Gene Ontology annotation, molecular function: RNA binding; protein binding. The transcript has a single exon. NCBI's taxonomy places the organism in Eukaryota, Viridiplantae, Streptophyta, Magnoliopsida, Malvales, Malvaceae.